Nothoprocta perdicaria is the source of this 6681-nucleotide messenger RNA. It is a transcript of the gene ADAMTS9, whose product is annotated as ADAM metallopeptidase with thrombospondin type 1 motif 9. Gene Ontology annotation, cellular component: extracellular matrix. Bases 52 to 5847 code for a protein of 1931 amino acids. Gene Ontology annotation, biological process: extracellular matrix organization; proteolysis. The record is from RefSeq and is a predicted model, not a curated record. NCBI's taxonomy places the organism in Eukaryota, Metazoa, Chordata, Aves, Tinamiformes, Tinamidae. The transcript is spliced from 40 exons. Gene Ontology annotation, molecular function: metalloendopeptidase activity; zinc ion binding.
GAGGAGAAGCCGGGGGAAGGCGACUCUGCUCUGCGGGCGGCGCGCAGCACCAUGCAGCUGGCGCCGCUGGCGCUGGCACUGAGCACGCUCUUCAUCGACGGCUUGCGGGCAGGCAGCCGGCGGCACAAGCUGCACCCCCGGCAAGCCAAGUUGCUGGAGAAGCUCAGCGAGUACGAGAUCGUGACUCCUACCCGGGUGAAUGAAUUUGGCGAGCCCUUGCCCACCGAUGUCCACUUCAGGAGGAGGCGGCGGAGCGCCGGCGCGGGCCCCGACGCCUGGACGGCGGCCACCGCCGCCUCCUCCUCCUCAUCCUCCAAGGCGCACUACCGGCUCUCCGCCUUCGGCCAGCAGUUCCUCUUCAACCUGACGGCCAGCGCGACCUUCAUCGCCCCCCUCUUCACCGUGAGCCUCCUGGGCGAGCCCGGCGCCGAGCAGCGGCGGCUGUACGCGGAGGCGGCGGACACCGACGUGAAGCACUGCUUCUACCGCGGGCACGUCAACGCCCGCCCGCGCCACACGGCCGUUAUCAGCCUCUGCUCCGGGAUGCUAGGCACGUUCAGGUCUCACGAUGGAGACUAUUUUGUAGAGCCGCUGCUAUCACUUGAAGACCAGGAGUAUGAAGAAGAGCACAACAAGCCACAUCUAGUCUACAGACACCGAACACCUCACACCAACUCUUCACGGGACAGGCAGACUUGUGAUACUCCAGGUCAUGAAAACAGUCACAAAAAGAGCAAGCGGAAACAUUGGAGAAAACAGUGGGUAGAAAGCAGCAUGUUGUCUGACGUGGAGAUGUUAAAACACAACCUUGACAUGAAAACAUUUUCUAUGGAGAGCAACAAGACUGGGAACGUCAGUGACAAGAAGAGCCACAGAAGGACAAAACGGUUUCUCUCCUACCCUCGGUUUGUCGAGGUGAUGGUCGUGGCCGAUAGCAGGAUGGUUGCCUACCAUGGAGCUAAUCUGCAGCACUAUGUCCUAACAUUAAUGUCAAUAGUAGCUUCUAUCUACAAAGACCCAAGUAUUGGAAAUUUAAUUAAUAUUGUUAUUGUGAAAUUGGUCGUGAUACAUAACGAACAGGAUGGUCCUGCAAUAUCUUACAAUGCCCAGACAACAUUAAAAAACUUCUGUCAAUGGCAGCAAUCCCAAAACCACCCUGAAGGAAGUCACCUUCAACAUGAUACAGCUGUGCUGGUUACCAGACAGGAUAUUUGUAGAGCGCACGACAAAUGUGAUACUCUGGGUCUGGCAGAGCUGGGCACAGUUUGUGAUCCAUACAGGAGCUGUUCAAUUAGUGAAGAUAACGGGCUGAGCACUGCUUUCACAAUAGCGCAUGAACUUGGCCAUGUAUUUAACAUGCCACACGAUGACAAUCAUAAGUGCAAAGAAGAUGGAGGUAAAAAUCAACAGCAUGUCAUGGCGCCAACGCUGAACUUCUACACCAAUCCCUGGAUGUGGUCAAAAUGCAGUAGGAAAUACAUCACUGAAUUUCUAGACACUGGUUAUGGGGAGUGUUUGCUUGAUGAACCUUCAUCAAGAACUUACACAUUGCCUCAGCAGCUCCCGGGGCUCAUUUAUGAUGUCAAUAAACAAUGUGAGUUAAUUUUUGGACCUGGAUCUCAAGUGUGCCCCUAUAUGCAGAUGCAAUGUCGGCGACUUUGGUGCAUUAACAUUGAUGGGGCGCACAAGGGAUGUCGAACUCAACACACACCCUGGGCUGAUGGCACCGAAUGUGAACCCGGAAAGCACUGCCGGUUCGGGAUGUGCGUCCCCAAGGAGCGGGAGGCGCCGGUGCUGGACGGUGCCUGGGGCACCUGGAGCCCUUUCGGCACCUGCUCGAGGACCUGCGGCGGGGGCAUCAAGACGGCAAUCCGGGAGUGCAACCGGCCCGAGCCUAAAAACGGUGGCAAGUACUGCGUGGGCCGCCGCAUGAAGUUCAAGUCGUGCAACACGGAGCCGUGCUCCAAGCUGAAGAAGGACUUCCGUGACGAGCAGUGCGCCGACUUCGACGGCAAGCACUUCAACAUCAACGGGCUGCCCACCAACGUGCGCUGGGUGCCCAAGUACAGCGGAAUCCUCAUGAAGGAUCGGUGCAAGCUCUUCUGCCGCGUGGCCGGCAACACGGCCUACUACCAGCUCCGGGACCGCGUCAUCGACGGCACCCCCUGCGGGCCCGACACCAACGACAUCUGCGUGCAGGGGCUCUGCCGGCAAGCCGGAUGCGAUCAUGUGCUGAAUUCAAAAGCAAGAAGAGACAAAUGCGGCGUUUGUGGUGGGGAUAAUUCUUCAUGCAAAACUAUUGCAGGCACAUUUAACACGGUGCAUUAUGGCUAUAACAUUGUGGUCCGCAUCCCAGCUGGUGCCACAAACAUUGAUGUGCGUCAGCACAGUUACUCAGGGAAACCAGAGGAUGACAACUACCUGGCCUUAUCUAACAGUCAAGGAGACUUUAUAUUAAAUGGAGACUUUGUCGUCAGUAUGUUUAAAAGGGAAAUCAAAGUUGGGAAUGCCGUGAUCGAAUACAGCGGAUCAGAUAAUACUAUUGAAAGGAUUAAUUCUACUGAUCGGAUUGAGCAGGAAAUAACACUUCAGGUUUUAUCAGUGGGCAAUUUGUACAACCCUGAUGUUCGCUAUACAUUUAAUAUCCCCAUCGAGGACAAGCCGCAGCAGUUUUACUGGAACGCCUAUGGCCCGUGGCAGCCCUGCAGCAAGCUGUGCCAAGGAGAAAGGAAAAGGAAACCUGUGUGUGCAAGAGAGUCGGACCAGCUCACGGUGUCAGACCAAAGAUGUGACCGAAUUCCCCAGCCUGAUCCAGUAACUGAGCCCUGCGGCACAGAAUGUGAAUUAAGGUGGCACGUGGCGAGGAAGAGCGAGUGCACGGCCCAAUGUGGCCUGGGCUACCGCACGCUGGAGAUCUACUGCUCCAAGUACAACCGGCUGGAAGGGAAGACGGAGAAGGUCGACGACCGCUUCUGCAGCAGCCAGCCCAAGCCGAGCACGAGGGAGAAGUGCACAGGGGACUGCAACGUGGGAGGCUGGCGCUACUCGGCUUGGACAGAGUGCUCUAAAAGCUGUGGCGGGGGCACGCGGCGGCGGCGAGCCAUGUGCGUUAACACCUACAACGACGUGCUGGACGACAGCAAAUGCAGCCAGCAGGAGAAGCUGACGGUGCAGCGGUGCAGCGACUUCUUGUGUCCCCAGUGGAAAAUGGGUGAUUGGUCUGAGUGCCUGGUCACCUGCGGGAAAGGGCACAAGCAUCGCCAGACCUGGUGCCAGUUCGGUGAAGAUCGCUUGAACGACAGGUUUUGUGACCCCGAAACGAAGCCGGAGUCGGUGCAGAGCUGCCAGCAGCAGGAGUGUGCGUCGUGGCAAGUCGGACCGUGGGGACAGUGCACAGUGACCUGUGGCCAAGGCUACCAGAUGAGGGCUGUCAAGUGUGUGGUAGGCACCUAUGUGUCGGUGGUGGAUGAUAACGAGUGUAAUGCUGCAACCAGGCCAACAGACACCCAGGACUGCGAAAUAGCAGCGUGUCCUCCCCAUCCAAAUAGUCCCGAAGCCAAGAGAUCCGUGUCGGGCGUUCACAGGACGCAGUGGCGAUUUGGAUCCUGGACACCAUGCUCGGCAACGUGUGGGAAAGGCACCAGGAUGCGAUACGUCAGCUGCCGCGAUGACCAGGGCUCGGUGGCUGACGAGUCGGCUUGCUUCCACCUCCCGAAGCCCUCGGCCACGGAGAUGUGCACCGUGACACCGUGUGGGCAGUGGAAGGCCUUGGAGUGGAGCUCCUGCUCAGUGACUUGUGGUCAAGGUAAGGCAACGCGACAAGUGAUCUGCAUCAAUUACAGUGACCAGCUGGUGGACAGAAGCGAAUGCGACGCGGAUGACCUGCCCGCCACCGAGCAAGACUGCUCCGUGUCUCCUUGUCACCCAAACAGCCAUGAUUACGGCAGGCCCAUCCACCCUUUCCUCUACCCGGAUCAUCGGCUCAAGCUGCAGCCGGGAGGCAGCGCCAACCGAAACCGGGCGCACGUGCCGGGGGGCAAUCAGUGGCGCAUCGGCCCCUGGGGUGCUUGCUCCAGCACGUGUGCGGGGGGCUUCCAGCGGCGCGUCGUGGUGUGCCAGGAUGAGAACGGAUACACGGCGAGUGACUGCGACGAGAAAGCCAAGCCCGCCGAGCAGCGCUCCUGCGAGUCCGGGCCCUGCCCGCAGUGGGCUUACGGCAACUGGGGAGAGUGCACGAAGCCGUGCGGGGCCGGGACGAGGACGCGGCUCGUGGUCUGUCAGCGCCCGAACGGGGAGAGGUUUACGGAUCUGAGCUGUGAGAUCCUCGACAAGCCGCCGGACAGGGAGCAGUGCAAUGUGCAGGACUGUCCUAGAGAUGCUGCCUGGAGCGCUGGUCCUUGGAGCUCGUGUUCUGUCUCCUGUGGAAGGGGUCAAAAGCACCGAGCUGUGUACUGUUUGUCAAAGGAAGGGAGGCAUGUAGAAGAAGAUUAUUGCAAGCACCUUGCUAAACCCAAUGUGCAAAAGAAAUGCAGAGGGGGCAGAUGUCCGAAGUGGAAAACGGGAGAUUGGGGACAGUGCUCGGCGUCCUGCGGGCGAGGAGUGCGGCGGCGGCCCGUGCGCUGCCACGGCGGCCCCCGCGACGGCGGCUGCGACGCGGCGCUGCGGCCCGCGGGCGAGCAGCCCUGCCGCCUGGCCGCCUGCCCCGCGUACCGCUGGCACCACGGCGAAUGGCAAGCGUGCACCAAGACGUGCGGGGAGGCGUCGCGGCGCCGCCGGGUGCUGUGCGUGGACGAGCGCGGGCGGGCGGGCGGCAGCGGCCGCUGCGACGCCGCCGCGCGCCCCGCCGACGUGGAGAGCUGCCGCCUGCCGCCCUGCGAGUACGUCUGGAUCACGGGCGAGUGGUCGGAGUGCUCCGUGACGUGCGGCAAGGGCUACCGGCAGCGCCUCGUGUCCUGCAGCGAGAUCUACACGGGCAAGGACCACUAUGAGUACGGCUACCAGAGCACCGUCCACUGCCCCGGCACGCAGCCACCCAACAUCCAGCCCUGCUACCUCGGCGAGUGCCCUGUCUCGGCGUCCUGGCGCGUCGGCAACUGGGGCAGCUGCUCCGUGACCUGCGGUGUUGGAGUCAUGCACCGCUCAGUGCAGUGCUUGACCAAUGAUGACCAGGCCAGUAGCUUGUGCCACACAGAUCUGAAACCUGAGGAAAGGAGGACGUGCCACAACGUACACGACUGUGAAUUACCGAGGAGCUGCAAAGACGUUAAAAAUCUCAAAGGUGUCACUGAGGAUGGUGAAUAUUUCCUUCAAGUGAAAGGCAAGACAUUAAAGGUCUAUUGUUCUGGGAUGCAGACGGACAGUCCGAAGGAGUACGUGACUCUCGUGCACGGGGACGCAGAGAAUUUUUCGGAAGUGUAUGGAUACAGGUUACAUAACCCAACCGAGUGUCCGUAUAACGGGAGCCGGCGCGAAGACUGCCAGUGUAGGAAAGAUUACACAGCAGCUGGGUUUUCCACCUUCAGCAAAGUAAGGCUGGACCUGAACACUAUGCAAAUAAUAACGACUGACUUGCAGUUUGCACGGACACAUGACGGACGACCUGUUCCUUAUGCCACUGCUGGGGACUGCUACAGCGCAGCCAAAUGCCCACAGGGUCGCUUCAGCAUCAACCUGUACGGAACGGGCCUGUCGCUAACAGGAAUGGCCAAGUGGCUCUCGCAAGGGAAUUACGCAGUGUCGGAGAUUCAGAAAUCCCCCGAUGGUACCAAAGUAGUAGGAAAAUGUGGCGGUUACUGUGGAAAAUGUACUCCAUCGUCCGGAACAGGCCUUGACGUUCAAGUGUUAUAGCAAUGGUUCUCUGCAAGCUGAGAUGGAUGAAGGAUAGCGAUGCAAUACCUCUGCCUUCCACUUUUUUUAAAAAAAAAAUCUGUUUAUGUGUGUAUAUAGAUUGCAUAUUCUUAAUGUACAGUAUAAUAUUUAUGUUUGGAAUUAUUUAUUUUGAUUUAAUAUUUUUGUACGUAAAAUCAUUAUAUUAAGGCUGCUUUUCCUAUUUUUAAUUUUUUAUUGUUAAAUCCUGCAGUCAAACCACUGCAUUUUACGUACUCUACAUUAUAUGUAGCAUUAUGACAAGUGAUACUUUAUUGUCACUGUAUUCAGUUGUUUACUUUCAGUCAGUAAUUUUCCUUCAGUUAUGGGCUGCUUUGGCCCUUAACGGUGCUACACAAUCUGCAUAGGGGUAUUUUUGGCAUUUCAAUCUGUCUUUGUGCAAGGAAAAUAGACAAGAUGUGCUUAAAUCUUAUUUUAGCGAUCAGGCUGACAGCACUCGAGGAAAACACGACAAUGAAUACAGUGCUAGUUGCAUUAGCAAUCUUUAUCUUUUAGGUAUGUUUUGAGUUUCACAUGACCUCUGUGGCCAGUGCUAAGAGUAACUGGUUUGGUGCUAACAUGGUAUUUAUUAACGCUCUGUAGUUGUAGUUACUUAAAUCCAGUGCCUUUACCAGCGAAAAGAGGAAGAAAGCAGAAAACAGGCAGCCCAUUCCAAUAAAUACUUGGGAAAAGUUUCCCCACUUUGGAAAACUUAUAAAAACAGAUUGCAAAGUUGAACCCCUUUUUUUGUAAGGCUACUGAAUGAAGUAGGGGAAAUUUUGAGGGGGAAAAAGAACGGGGGAAAAAAGCAAAAGA